UCUCCUUCUUUGGAGGUCUUUAAGCAGAGGCUGGAUGGCCAUCUGUCAGGAUGCUUUGAUUGUGAGUUCCUGCAUGGCAGGAUGGAGUUGGGGUGGAUGGCCUUUGAGGAUCUCUUCCAACUGUGUGACUCUAACACACUUCAACAAAGAGCACCAGCACCUCCGCUACAACCCUCUGCGCCAUGACUGGGUGCUGGUGUCCGCCCACCGCAUGCGGCGCCCGUGGCAGGGGCAGGUGGAGAGGGACCCCCAGGAGGACAAGGCCAACCCGCACUGCGAUCCAGCCAACCCCCUCUGCCCAGGGGCAAGGAGAGCCAGCGGAGAGGUGAAUCCCAACUAUGAGAGUACGUUUGUCUUUGACAAUGACUUCCCUGCAUUGCAGCCAGAUGCCCCGGAACCUGAUGCUGAUGGCCAUCCCUUAUUCCGUGCAGCAUCUGCUCGAGGCGUCUGCAAAGUCAUGUGUUUUCACCCAUCUUCCGACCAGACACUUCCUCUCAUGUCUCUUGCUGAGAUCCACAAUGUCAUCGACAAAUGGUCAGAGAUUGCUGUGGAGCUGGGUGCCUCUUACUCUUGGGUACAGGUCAGUGUGUGCCACAUGUUAUUUAUGCAAUGUUGCUUUAAUGAUAGGUUAAUGGCGGGUUGGCUCUAUGAUUUGAAAGCCUUUCAUGCCAUCACAGUCACACAGGAUAAGGACAAGGGGAACGAUCCCUUCCCUAUCCUGUUCCUGUGUGAAGAUCUCCAUAAAUAAAACAUAUUAUUAUUAUUUAUUAUUAUUAUAAUUUUUUUGUUUCCAAGUAUUCCAAACACUUUCUAAAAGUCAUAAGGACCAUUUUUGUCAUGUCUUUCAAGCCUCAUUAGCCAGGAAUUCCUUUUUUCAACAAAGGGAAGUGAGCACAAGUCAAUUCUGUUUGUUAAAAAAAUCCUCUCCUUUGUCUAAAAUGGCCCACUGGGCCUCCCAAAUAUGAUUAAAAUGACCCCUAAUCCCCAAAGGGUCAGUU
This is a messenger RNA of Sceloporus undulatus (fence lizard), 998 nucleotides long. Its product is annotated as galactose-1-phosphate uridylyltransferase-like. Gene Ontology annotation, biological process: beta-D-galactose catabolic process via UDP-galactose, Leloir pathway. The record is from RefSeq and is a predicted model, not a curated record. Lineage: Eukaryota; Metazoa; Chordata; Lepidosauria; Squamata; Phrynosomatidae. Gene Ontology annotation, molecular function: zinc ion binding; UDP-glucose:hexose-1-phosphate uridylyltransferase activity. Gene Ontology annotation, cellular component: cytoplasm. The transcript is spliced from 5 exons. Bases 35 to 748 code for a protein of 237 amino acids.